Nannospalax galili (Upper Galilee mountains blind mole rat) is the source of this 1566-nucleotide messenger RNA. It is a transcript of the gene Plin1, whose product is annotated as perilipin 1. Lineage: Eukaryota; Metazoa; Chordata; Mammalia; Rodentia; Spalacidae. The transcript has 8 exons. The record is from RefSeq and is a predicted model, not a curated record. Gene Ontology annotation, cellular component: lipid droplet. Gene Ontology annotation, biological process: lipid metabolic process. The coding region runs from base 1 to 1566 and encodes 521 amino acids.
AUGGCAGCGAACAAGGGCCCAACCCUGUUAGAUGGAGACCUCCCAGAACAAGAGAAUGUGCUACAGCGAGUCCUGCAGCUGCCUGUGGUGAGCGGCACCUGUGAAUGCGUCCAGAAGACCUACACCAGCACCAAAGAAGCCCACCCCCUGGUGGCCUCUGUGUGCAAUGCUUACGAAAAGGGCGUGCAAGGUGCUAGCAGCUUGGCUGCCUGGAGCAUGGAGCCAGUGGUCCGUAGGCUGUCCACUCAGUUCACAGCUGCCAAUGAACUGGCCUGCAGAGGCCUGGACCACCUGGAAGAAAAGAUCCCUGCCCUUCAGUACCCUCCAGAAAAAAUUGCCUCUGACCUGAAGGGAACCAUCUCCACCCGCCUCCGCAGUGCCAGGAACAGCAUCAGUGUGCCCAUCGUCAGCACUUCUGACAAGGUCCUGGGGGCCACUCUGGCUGGCUGCGAACUUGCCUUGGGGAUGGCCAAAGAGACUGCGGAAUAUGCUGCCAACACCCGUGUUGGUCGACUGGCUUCUGGAGGGGCUGAUCUGGCCUUGGGUGGUAUUGAGAAGGUGGUAGAGUUCCUCCUUCCACCAGCCAAGGAGGAGUCAGCCUCUGCUCCUGGACACCAGCGGGCCCAGAAAGCUCCCAGGGCCAAACCAAGCCUCAUGAGGAGGGUGGGCACCCUGGCCAAUACCCUCUCUCAACAUACCAUGCAGAGCACAGCCUGGGCGCUGAAGCAGGGCCACUCCCUGGCCAUGUGGAUUCCGGGUGUGGCACCCCUGAGCAGCCUGGCCCAGUGGGGCGCAUCAGCAGCCAUGCAGGUGGUGUCCCGGCGGCAGAGUGAAGUGCGGGUGCCCUGGCUGCACAACCUGGCAGCCCCCCAGGAGGAAAAUGAUGAUGACCAGAUGGACACAGAGGGAGAGGAGACAGAGGAAGAAGAGGAGGAGGAGAAGGAGGAGGAAUCAGAGGCUGAGGAGAACAUACUCAGUGAGGUAGCAGCCCUGCCCAGCCCUCGAGGCCUCCUGGGUGGUAUGGCACACACCAUGCAGAAGACCCUCCGGAGCACCAUCUCAGCAGUGACAUGGGCACCUGCGACUCUGCUGGGCACGGUGGGAAGGAUCCUGCACCUCACACCAGCCCCGCCCAUUUCCUCCACCAAGGGAAGGGCUAUGUCCCUAUCAGAUGCUCUGAAGGGUGUCACUGACAACGUGGUGGACACGGUGGUACAUUAUGUGCCGCUUCCCAGGCUGUCGUUGAUGGAACCCGAGAGCGAAUUCCGGGACAUCGACAACCCCCCAGCCGAGGUCGAGCGCAAGGGGUCCGGGGUGCCGCCCGCCAGCCCCGAGCCCGCUCCCCGCCCGGGGCAGCCUCGUGCGGGUCUACGCAGCGUGCGGGGCCUCAGCGCGCCCUCCUGCCCUGGUUUAGACGACAAGGCAGAGAAGUCUGCGCGCCCUGGCUUCCUGGCCAUGCCUCGCGAGAAGCCGUUGCGCAGGGUCAGCGACAGCUUCUUCCGUCCCAGCGUCAUGGAGCCCAUCCUGGGCCGUGUGCAGUACAACCAACUGCGCAAGAAGAGCUGA